Molecule: messenger RNA, 5325 nt
Organism: Larimichthys crocea (large yellow croaker)
Lineage: Eukaryota; Metazoa; Chordata; Actinopteri; Sciaenidae
Gene: esyt2a
Product: extended synaptotagmin-like protein 2a
Exons: 23
Coding region: 238-2949 (903 amino acids)
Biological process (GO): lipid transport
Cellular component (GO): endoplasmic reticulum membrane
Molecular function (GO): phosphatidylethanolamine binding; calcium ion binding; phosphatidylcholine binding
Source: RefSeq, a predicted model, not a curated record
GGCUCCGCUGCUGGGUCCGUGUUUCGAAGCUCCCUCCUCGGCGACGGAGGCCGAGCCUGACCUGCUUCCCGGCGAUGACAGCUUCCUGCGGGGCUGGUUGAGACAGACUGGCCGGGGAAAGAGAGAGAGAGGAGAGGAGACGGGGUUAUCAUAGUUUAGCUGGUCGCCAUGCAGUGGACCGGGCAGUGAAUUUUUUACGGUGAAGAGGCGAAUGUCGCAGGCGGAUACCGCAGGGAAAUGAGUAACAGGAUGGAGGGUUCUGCAGGACCCGGCGUCAGGACGAACGGGCCCAUCGCAGCGCCCAGCACCCCGGUGAGCCCCAUCGGCCCACCUCUGUCCCCGGAAGAGCUGGACGAAGAGCCGCAGUCUGCUCUCACGGACGUCACCCAAAUGUGGAUUAAAUUCGGCAAGACCUUCGCCAUCAUCUUCCCGAUCUACAUCUUGGGAUACUUCGAGUUCAGCUUCAGCUGGGUUCUGAUCGGACUCGCCAUGCUGUUCUACUGGAGGAAAAACCAUGGCGGCAAGGACUACAGGAUAAACCGUGCCUUAGCGUUCCUGGAGCACGAGGAGAAAGUAGUGAAGCAAAGUGUUCCCACCGCUGAGCUGCCACCAUGGGUCCAUUAUCCAGAUGUGGAGAGAGUGGAGUGGCUGAAUAAGACGGUGAAGCAGAUGUGGCCGUUCAUCUGCCAGUUCGUGGACAAGCUGUUCCGAGAGACCAUCGAGCCGGCGGUGAAGGGCGCCAACCCUCAUCUCGGCUCCUUCUGUUUCACCAAGAUCGACAUGGGCGACAAGCCGCUGAGAGUGAACGGGGUGAAGGUUUACACGGAGAAUGUGGAUAAGAGGCAGGUCAUCAUGGACCUGCAGAUCAGCUUCGUCGGGAACACGUCGAUCGACGUGGACAUCAAGAAAUACUACUGCAGAGCUGGAAUCAAAAGUAUACAGCUUCAUGGAACGAUGAGAGUCGUGAUGGAGCCUCUGCUGGGUGACAUGCCUCUGAUCGGAGCCCUGUCCGUCUUUUUCCUCAAGAAACCAUUGCUGGACAUCAAUUGGACAGGACUCACAAACAUGUUGGACAUUCCCGGUGUCAACGGUUUGUGUGACAACAUCAUCCAGGAUAUCAUCUACAGCUUCCUCGUCCUGCCCAACCGCAUCACCAUCCCUCUGGUGGGAGAGGCCCAGCUGGCCCAGCUCCGCUUCCCCAUGCCCAAGGGCAUCCUGAGGAUCCACUUCAUUGAGGCCCAGGACCUGCUGGGUAAAGACAAGUUCCUAGGAGGGCUGAUCAAAGGCAAGUCGGACCCGUACGGGGUCAUCCAGAUCGGGAAUCAACUCUUCCAGAGCAAAGUCGUCCACGAGACCGUCCACCCGAAAUGGAACGAAGUGUACGAGGCGUUGAUAUACGAUCACUCGGGGCAGAAUCUGGAGAUCGAGCUGUUUGAUGAAGACACAGACAAAGACGACUUCCUGGGAAGUCUGAUGAUCGACCUGUCCGAGCUGCAGAAGGAACAGAAGGUGGACGAGUGGUUUGUGAUGGAGGACGUGAGCACGGGGAAGCUGCACCUCAAACUGGAGUGGUUAUCUCUGCUGCCCACGCCCGACAAGCUGGACCAGGCGCUGAUGAGCAUCAAAGCCGACCGCGGCCACGCCAACGACGGCCUGUCGUCUGCGCUGCUCGUGGUCUUCCUGGAUUCAGCCAGAAACUUACCUCGCAAUCCGUUAGAGUUCAACCAAGCGGGGCUGAAGAAGGCCUCGGUCAAUAAGGCCAUCAAGUCCGGUAAAAAAGUGACCAGCGAUCCCAGUCCGUUCGUCCAGUUCACGGUGGGACACAAGUCCUACGAGAGCAAGACCAAAUAUAAGACCAAUGAGCCGUUGUGGGAGGAAGCCUUCACCUUCCUCAUCCACAACCCCAAAUGCCAAGAGUUGGAGGUGGAGGUGAAGGAUGAGAAGCACGACUGUUCUCUGGGGACGUUAACGCUGCCUCUGACUCAGCUGCUGGAGGCCGAGGACAUGACGCUGAACCAGCGCUUCCCCUUGAAAAACUCCGGACCGAGCUGCACCCUCAAGAUGAAGAUGGCUCUGCGGGUGUUGUGUUUGGAUAAGGACGCGUCCAAGUCCUCAGACUCCACCCCGUCAUCCGUGCAGGUCCGCAAAUCCAGCUCUUCCAGCGUCACCCCACGUCCCUCCAUCUCCUCCGACUCCCCCAAGCCUCCCUCCUCCACCUCCGACAUCCCCAGGUCGGCCUCAGUGUCCGCCCAGGACCUGCUGAACCGGCACAAGGAGGCAGGUGACCCCUUUAGACCUCCGGGAAGCACAGACCUGGGGCAGGGAGGAGCAGGUGGAGGUGGAGGUGGAGGAGGUUACAGCUUGGCAGAGACCGGGAGGAGCACCUCCAACCUGGCCAUCUCUGGUUCCCAACAGUAUCUGGCUGGAGGGAAGGAACCGACGCCCAGCAUCGCAUCGGACAUCUCCAACCCCUACGCUGCUCAGGAGCUGCAGCUGAGACUCCAGCAGCUGCAAAAUGGUUCAGGCCCCAGUUACUUCCCGUUGGGCGAGGUCCAGCUGACGGUACGACACAGCUCGCAGAGGAACAAACUCAUCGUGGUCGUUCACGCCUGCAGAAACCUGAUCGCGUUCACCGACCACGGCUCGGAUCCUUACGUCCGCCUCUACCUGCUUCCCGACAAACGGAGGUCGGGCAGGAGGAAAACUCACACGUUCAAGAAAACCCUGAACCCGGUCUACGACCAGACGUUCGAGUUCACUGUUUCCCUCGUGGAGCUUCACAGGCGGACUCUGGAUGUGGCGGUGAAGAACGGCGGGGGUCUGCUCUCCAAACACAAAGGCCUUCUGGGAAAGGUCCUGGUGGAUUUGACCCACGACGACAUCAGCAAGGGUUGGACACAAUGGUUUGAGCUGAGUGAAGACGGCCAGAUGAAGCCUCACCAACUAUAGAUGGGAGCUAUCAUCAUCAUCAUCAUCAUCAUCAUCAUCAUCAUCAUCAUCAUCAUAUCACCACACUUCCACUUGUGGCUUUUUUAUUUGAUUUUCAUCCUGUGUAACAAACGGAAAAAAAAAACUUCAGCAGCUUCAUCUUUUCACAUCAGUCGCAAGGCAAACCUCCCCUUUAAGACGUGACAGGGCGACACACUAAAGGGAGUACACAACAUGUAGAGUACUAUAUAUGUAUUACACAACAUACUGCCGUGGAAGUCUGUAUUCCAUAUUUCUAGGAGAAACUAGAACAGCCGUAGAAGAAGACAAUCUAUUUUUUUUUCCCGCCUCGCGAUGUACAGGUUUGUAAAUAAAACACGGCGAUGCUAGAAAAGAGAGAGCGGCGUGGCCAAAUGAGUGUUUGUAAUUUUAUUUGAUUUGAUUUUUUUUUUAAAUGAUGAAAACAUUCUGGACAAAGUUGCUGAAGCCGAGCGGGCGGGCGGGCGCCAAAGACACGAAGAAGUAUUUGAUUUUGUUUCCGGUAACGCGGCUGAACUCUGGAUUUAUUCCACCGUGAUUAACUGCAGUUACACAGAUAUGAUUUAUUAUUUUCCAUCUGUGGAUUUACAGCUGCUGUCACGCUGGAAUGAGGCCAGUGUUCAGAGUUACCGGUUUGUUUUUUUUAACUGAAUAUUUGCACAUCUGUGUUUUUGUUCUUUUGUCUCUUAGUUUAAACAUAAAUUCAUCUAACAUAGAAUAAAAUGUCUGUUUUAGCGAGCAGAUUCAAAAAUAUUGAAAUAACAUAAAUAACUUUUAAAGGAAUAGUUUAACACAGAGUGUUAGAGAUCAUCUCGUCAAACUAUUUUCUAAAACGUUGAACUAUUCCUGCGUUGUUCAAAACAAACUCACACAUUUUCUUCAUUUAUCUGAAGCCACUAUGUGUAGAAGUUUCACAUUUCUCACUUUGGUGACGACAAAAACUGUAAAUAUCUCAAAUAAAUCCUCAAAUUUCCAUAAUUCAGGCUCAUAUUAGACACUUUAUUUCUACUUUACUUCCGCAGUUUUCACAAUAAAAGUCUUCCAGUUUUCGCUGUAUCUGUGAUGUUUUAAUGUGAAACAUCCGCAGCAGUGACGGAGGACUCGUUGAAAUAAAAAGCAGCAGAUCAGAAUCAGAUUUAUCGCCAAGUAGCUUUGCACUUACGAGGAAUUUGACUCGGUGGAGUUGGUGCAAAAUAAACAAGUAUUAAAACAUAUAAACAGUAUAAAUACGUCUACAAUAUCUUCUAAAACAAAAGAGCUGUUGUGCAGAAAUGUGCAUGUCUGUGAGUGCUCACAGUUGCGGAUCAAACUGUUCUUGUGUACGAGUACGAUCGAGUGUGAAAUAAGUUUUUGUGGAUUCCACGGGAACUUUUUGACACUAAAUUCACGAUAAGAGUUGUUUAAUAGUUUGUAAUUGUUUUUAUUUUAUUUAAACAACCUCCACGUGUCCGUGUGGCGGUUCUUUUAGACUCCUCCCAUCCCCGGCACAAACACUGGAGGUGAACGGCCUCAACAUUUCUACACACAGUGGCUUUAAAAUGGGAGAAAACUCUGAAUUCCCUGACUGAGAAAUUUGACCAUCGAUCUAAAAGUUUGUUUUUUUGUCGUGGCGCUCACAGCUCGCGGGUUUUGUCCACGUUUCAGCGAUAUCAUGAACUCCACUACAAUCAUUCACAUCGUUUAUGAGUCUUAAAGUGUCACGUCGGCGUCUUAUGUCGGAGUUUGUGAAUGACAUUUACCUUCUUCUUUUUUUGUACGUUCACUUGUUUUCACGCACAUCAUACUAAACACUGCUUCGACGCUCAGAAGGGAUUUAUAGUAACGAACACACGUAAUACUUUAAUCAUUAUUUUUUUGGUAUCGGACUCGUUAAAUGAAUUCAUAUGUUAAAGCCAAAGAGCAGACGCGGGAGGAGGAGGAGGAGGAGGCUCGCGUGACCUUUGACACUCUUUCAGAAGACUUUGUUGCCUUGUUGUGUUGAUGUCACACGUUUAGUAUUUUACAUGUAACCUGUGCCAUUCUGCAUUUUUAUGUCUUCACGUGUUUUUUUUUUUAAUGUUUCCCAGCCGUCAUUCUCUUUGUCUGCGUUUUAUUUUGUAAGAAUCCCCCCAGAAAAAGAAAAGAGAUUUUGAAGAGACUCUGUCCUCUGAAAGGCGGUUUGUCUUCUCCGUCUUCUUAAUUUAUCUUGUGCCUUAAAAAAUUCACACAACCCAGAGAUCCAGAGAUAUUUACAUGUGUAAAAAAAAUAAAUACAUAAUGCUUUCAACAGUUUCCCCGUGUCUCAGAAUGUCUCCGUUAAUGUCUUUUAAAAGAAAUAAAGAGCUUUAGCUGGCUAUGGCAGCAUGAAGCUGUGCGGCA